UUGCUGAGUGCGUUGAUUCAUUCCCACAUCUUAAGCUUAUCACUGGCUCACUUCACUCAGAUAGUCGCAUUUUCCUAAACCCUUCAAAAACCCUCCCAUUUUUCUCUUCUCCGACAUCAAUGGCGUUCUCCAAACCCUCCUUCCUCCACCGCCUCAAAACACUACCUCUCCCCUACCACCACCGCGUCCUCCACCGUGCCCCACCACCAUGUUCCAUCUCCAUCCGCCUCCUCUCCUUCGCCACUCCUGAAGACAUCGCCGCCGAACGCCGUAAACGCAAGCGCCAACUCCGUAUGCAACCCCCUAUCUCUCCUGCUCGCCACCAACAGCAACCGCAGCAACAGCGCUCUCCCACCACAAACUCUAACCCUAACGCCCCCAAGAUUCCCGAACAUGUCUUCGUUCUCACUGGAAAUCGCCUCAAUCUUCACAACAAAAUCCUCAAGAUUAUUCGGGAGAACGACCUCGAUGAAGCGGCGUUGUAUACGCGUCAUUCUGUUUACUCGAAUUGCAGGCCAACCAUUUUCACUUGCAACGCUGUUAUGGCGGCGCUUCUGCGAGCGUCGAGGUAUUCUGAUUUUCUAUCUCUUCACCGUUUUAUUACUCAGGCUGGAAUUGCUUCGAAUGUGAUCACUUAUAAUAUGUUGAUUACUUUGUAUUGCGAGUGUCGGAAACCUGAUACUGCCCUUGAGCAUUAUAAGAGGUUAAUUGAGGAUGCACCCUUUGAACCUUCGAGGGCGACUUAUCGGAUUUUGGUUAAGGGUUUGGUGGAUAAUAAUAGGGUUGAGAAGGGGAUUGAGAUUAAGGAUGAGAUGUUGUCGAGGGGGUUCGAUGCUGACGAGGUUGUGUAUGGCUAUUUGAUGAAUGGUUGUGCUAAGAAUAAGGAUGGGGAUAAAGUUUUGGAGCUUUUUGAGGAGUUGAGGGAGAAAUUAGGCGGGGAGGUAACAAAUGGGAUUGUGUAUGGGCCAUUGAUGAAAGCGUAUUUUUUGAAGGAAAUGGAGAAAGAGGCGAUGGAGAAGUUUGAGGAGGCAGUAGCUGAGAAUCUGAAGGUUAAGAUGGACGACGUGGCAUAUAAUUUGGUAUUGGAUGCUUUUUGUAGGUUUGGUAAGUUUGAGGAGGCGUUACAGUUGUUUGAGAAGAUGAAGAACUUGCACAAUCCGCCAUGGAAGCUGACUGUGAAUCUAGGAAGCUAUAAUGUGAUGGUAGAUGGAUAUUUCUUGGAAGGGAGGUUUAAGGAAGCAGUUGAAGUUUUUAUGAGUAUGGGUGAGAAGAAUUGUAAUCCUGAUAUCUUAUCAUUUAACAAUUUGAUCGAGCUGUUGUGCAACAACGAUUUGCUUCCUGAAGCAGAAGAAUUAUGUGGAAGAAUGAGUGAGAAAGGGGUUAGUCCGGAUGAAGUUACAUAUGGUUUGUUGAUGGAUGCGUGCUUCAAGGGUAAUAGGCCUGAUGAUGCAGCUGUGUAUUUUAAGAAAAUGAUUGAUGAAAACUUGAGGCCUAAUUUGCCUGUUUACAAUAAGUUGGUUGAAGGGUUGGUUCAAGUGGGAAAGAUUGAUGAAGCAAAGUCGUUCUUUGACUUAAUGGUUACAAAGCUCAAGUUCAAUUUUGCUAGUUACGAAUUUAUGUUCAAGGCUUUGUGUGAUGUUGGAAGGGUGGAUGAUGUGCUGAAGAUUGUAGGUGAUAUUUUGGAUGAGGGAAGUAUUGACCUUAAUGAUGACAUGCAGAAGAUAGUCAAGGAUGGAUUGAGAAGGGAAGCACGGGAGGAGGAGGAACUGGAUAGGUUAAUUGAGCAGAAGGAGAACGAGAAGGAAGAAGCUAAGAGAAGGGAGAUUGAAGAAGCAGAAAGAGCCAAGGCCAGUGCAAAAGCUGCAGUUGCUAAUUUACUUCCAUCUAAGUUGUUUGGAAACAAAGAAGGCAGCAAUGAAAAUGCAGCUUUAUCUGGAAAUUCUGAUACAGUGUCUAGCAAUGAAGUACAAGCCAGUGGAGAAGUACAAGCCAGUUGAGAAGCAGUAACGGAAGGCAAUGCAGCAAAUGAAUCUGAAUUUAAGAGUUCACUCUGAACAGGUUACAGCUUGAUCUUCAUGUACUCCUCAACUGCAAACAGAGCAUCCAUCGAACAAGCUUAAACAACAUUUUCUCAUGGUUUGGAAAAUUGGUGCUUCUCGAGCUUGGCAUUAGGCUGAUUCUCUAUUUCUCAUUGAGUGAAUAUAAAGCUGACUUGUUGCUUGCAAGUUGCAACCUCAGUUUCUGUCAAAUAACCUCGGACUAAUUGCACCAGUAAUGUUGUUCAUCACAGGAUCUCAUAUGAUUUUUGCUCCCUGUCCUAGUAAUAAUAUCCACUUGAACUUUUCACGAACAUAGAGAAAAAAUAAUCUGGCUUGAUUAUUUUGUAUGUAAUACUAAAAGUGCCCCGCUGUAUUUUGAAAUAUAUGGUUUCUGUUAAAUCCUUUUCUAACUCAAUCACUUUAUUUAGAAAAAAAUAAGGUAGGUUCUAUAAACUACUUUUAGUAAGUGGAUACUACAUUGGAAAGUCCCAAAAAAGGGAGUUUUAUCUGUCUGACAAUCUUUGCUGACUAAGUAGAGAUAAUUAAAUCCUUUUUUGCUCCUUUUUAUACAUACACAGGUAACAGUUUGGGAAUAGAAGUUUGAACAUCUAGAUGUUUGAUUAGUUGAUUUUUUUGAGGUUUGGCUAUCAGGUUUCUCCUGGGUUUAGAAUUAGUAUUGUUGGUAAGAGCAUGUUAUUUGGUAAGACAGUGAUGUAAACAGGAUUCAGUCCCAGGUCUUUGGUACCGACACCCGCCCUCCCUCUCUGCCACCCCAAGGCCCCAAGUCUAAAACCAACUAAGCUAAUCUGGUGGCAAGUUCAUUUGAAGCCUAGAAAAUUAGUGUUCAUAUCCACAUCCAAACAUAUCAUUGUUUUAGGUAUAACUCUGGGCUCUAUAACCAACUAUGUUUUAUCAGUGGGAAAGCAUGCAAGUCCCCACCUUUCCUCUGUUUAGAGGAGGGAUGGGAAAAGAUAGUUGGUUUUUUGUGCUUACUAAACAUCCACAAUGUUUGUGUUAUUUGCCUUUCACAUAUGUGCAACUUUCCAUUCUACAGUCAUGUAACUUAGUUUCAGUUAAUUUUGGUCUCUCUGAUUCUUAUCUCUGAUUCAAUCAAUGGGGCAAAAUAACCUUGCUAGAGUUAUUUUUUUUAAAGAACCUAUGUUGCUAUCAAUUACAUCAACGCUGACUCGCUGAGGACUCCGGUGUUCUGCUUGAGGCCUUCAGAGAUUCGUAGCAUAUUCUGGGUACAUCAGUAGUGUGGUUGAUUUGGUUGUGAGCAACUAUUACCUGGCUUCCAUUAGCUAAAUGAUUCUGUCAGGUAAAGCUAUGGUUAUUGGUUAUUCGGUGCUUCACGGUCUUGUAACAAAUGGAAACUGACAAAUUUUUUGUUAGCCGACCCCAAAUCAUUUUGGGACUAAGGCUUUGUUGUUGUCGUUGUUGUUGUUGUAUAUACAUGUUGGUUUGAUAUGCUAUUCUGGCUCUUCAAUUCACCUCAAUUACUUGCGUGGUAUACCGUAUACUUGACACUUGGACAUCGUUUUGGUGGAUUGCCACUUUACUCGUGAAUUAAUUAUAUGCAAAAUCUUUGUGAACUGCUUGGUUCUGACCCUUGGAUGCAUACUCAUGUCUGAAAAUAGUAAUCAAAUUUGAGUAACAUACGUGAUCGACAUUGAAUAUUUAUGGGAUACGGUUCAGGAUCUAGGUAUGUCUUCAAGGGAAAACAGUUUACUGCAUCCAGUAGCUUGUGUUACGCACUCACUAGUCAGUCCUGUUCUUACAACACCUUAUGGUGCAAUCCUGACCUUAACAUGUUAUUUGUUUUCAUCUUCCCUGGGUCUAUAUUAUGGCCAUUUGGGUGCCUUGUAAGUUCUAAUGUCCGAAAAUAGGUAGUUUAUAAAAGAAAAUGAGCCUUGAGAAAAUGUUCUUAUUUGUGACUUGAGACUGGAAUAAGUAAUUGCUGCAUAUUGUGUUGUUUUGUAAUUGUUACUUGUAAAUGAUGCCUUAACAUAUGAAAUUUUGAUUUGUUGAUGGCCUGAUUCAUGCACCUUACAGAUAUUGUUGCUUUUUAUUGUUUGCUCAGAAUGAAAUUUUCUUGUAGUCUUGUAGACAUAUUAUGCUGCAGUCUUUAGAAGAAGAUGGUAGCUGGUGACUAAAGAACUGGCAUUUUUCAGGAGCAUUUUGAGUAUUGUUUUACCCUUUACCCUAGUACCUAACAGGGAGAAAGGGAGAAGAUGUUUUUCUCUUGAUGGGGUAGGUUUACUGUGUUCAGUCAUCAGUAGAGUAGAUGUGUUCUGAAAUAGGGGAUUCUAUUUUUCAUUACUGAAGCUAUGGUUUGCUGUACAUGUGUUUCACUGAAGAAGGUUACAAAAGGUAACCGUGGAGUACCUUAGUAAUUUUUAUGCUGAUGAAUCAAUAUCAUCGAGUCGGAAUUGUUGAUUGGGGAUUCGAUGAAGAAGUUAAACCGUUGUCUGGAAUGUGGUAGAAACAAGUAAGUUAUAAAUUCAUAUUCGUUGUUUAGCACUUCCGUUUCAAAACCUUCCAACAUUUCCCAUUGACACGUUGUUUAAGGAAAAGAUUAGUUAAGUUAAACAGACAACUUAAUAAAAAUUAUUUGUAUACCUUCUCUAAUCUCUUCCUUAAAUCCUGUGUCAACGGGCUAUGUUGCAAGUAUAUCAAACAACAGAAGUAUGUAAUGUGACAGUUCAUGAGCAAUAUCCGAAUAUUUGUAAAAUCAGUUGUCCUUAUUUUGAUGUUGCAAUAAAACAAAAGAAAGAAAGGAAGUAAUGCAGGGGAGUGGGGUGCUUCUGUUUGGGAGGGAGCUGACUGCUGAGGAGGAGAGGCAGCUGGAGUUUCUUGCUGACUUGCGAGAAACCGUUGAGGCUUUGAGGGCUUUCAGAAGUGGAGAUUUUUGUUUGUAGGAAAUCUUCACGGAGGUAUUAAUGAUGGAAAAUUUCGAGUUACUUUAUAGCACGAGGUGGCUUCAGGAGCAAUAGGUGAAGGUUGGAUGAAGGGAAAGAUCUAACUAUUUUAUCCUGUAAAUCAGGUAUGUUUGGUGUUGGAAAUUUGCAGAUAAUUGCUCCUUUAAUUAGUCGGUACAGUUAAAUUGUAUACUGUAUUGUAUCAUUAGUAUGUCACUCUGGUGGGUUGAAAUUUAAGGUUUUUUUAAUGAGCUAAUGCCAUGUGGAUUUAUGGUAUAGGAAAUUUGAUUGGUGUUCCUGUUUCUGUAAAGAAAAGUAAAAAUUGAUAUUUCUAGGGGUUAUUUUGAGCUGAGCUCUAACCUUAUGAGAUAUCAGAUACCACUAUACCAGACAUCCAAUUUAUGUUAUUUCUUUAAUAAUCGUCUGCCAUGGUAUGUAUAUCCUGAUGAUUCUAGUUGCUUGGUUGGAAUGAUUUGCUUGCUUUAUAUGGAAAUUUCCAUACAAGCACUUUGUCUUGCUGAAUUGCAGUGUUUCUCUACUUAAUUGAAAAAAUUGCUUGCUGUUCUCGGGCAAUAAAAAGUUCUUUGCCGUGUAGCAGUUUUCAUCUUACGUGAUUUUUUGUUAAAUUUAUAUAUCCUCUGUUUCUUAUUAGUUGACACGAAGUAGUAGUUAUUUCAGGUUACUUAUAUACUCACCACCCUUACUCCUCUCUCUGCCUCAGGUUUUUGUCUAUUGGUUGUUAGGUCUUGUUCAUUUUGUGUGGCUUUUAAUACUGUUUGAGUACCUGCUGUUUGAUUUUCUCUUUUAUUUAAAGCUUUUCUGUCAAGAUAUAUGAAAUAUCACUUAAAUGUUUAGAGGAUGUCUAUUUUCAAAUUAUCUUGACUGCAAAACAAGAAAAACCUAAAUUUGUUUCUAAAUUAAUUUGAUUGCAUUGCGAUGUUUUAGGUCUUUAUUGUUUUCAGUAUCAUGUUUCUCGGGACAUAACUUUUGCCCUUUUGGGUACAAGAUUAAGAUCUAAAACAAGAUUUUAACAUCAAUUUUGGGCUACAAACCUGGUUAGCAUCACUGUGUCUUUUGUAUCAACUUGGACAUGCGUUUUAUGUUGUAUUAUUAAAAGUCUUAAAACCUUGAGUGCUUAGAACACAGAAGUCAGCUAUUGCAGAGACAAGCUGAAUGUUGUAUAUAGGCAGGGCAGAAGGAGAAGCAUAGGCAGAACCAGAGAAGGGAAAAUGCGAGUUUUGAUGACCAGUAUAUAGCUGCUUGUGGAGGUGUAUGUUGUAUCUCUCAUGAGUCAGGACCAUGAAAGAUAAGAGAUGCUCAAGGAAGCAAAGGUUAUAUAAAUAACAGGUUAUUUUUUAUUUUUAGAAAGACUAUUUAUGCCCAUUUGUCCCCUUUCUCCUUUUUCCAUUAAUGUUAUGUAACUUGCUAUUAUUUUUUACUGCUUUCUUUUCAUGAUAUGAUGAUUAUGAUCUAACAAUUUUUUGGCGAAAAAGGCUACACAUAAACUUCGUUUAUUUAUGUGUAGCCCCACAUCCACAGUAACGUGACAAGCAGUGAUUGGGCGAAGUAAUUGUGGGUCCCUUCUCAAAUUUUCAAAUUUCGGUUUGAAAUUUUGAACCAGUUUUGAAUUCGAAAUUCAAAAAUUAAUUUUUCUUUUUCUUUUUCAUAAGUAGUUAGGAGAGAGAAAAUUAAUUAGGCUCUAUUACUCUCUUUUUCUUUCCCAUUAUCAAGUUUCAUUGAUCAACUCCAUUUUCAAGUUCUUUCACUCUCACCGUAUUGAUCCGAAGAAGUCAAGAAUCACGAUCUCAACACUCCUCACAUCGUCAUCAUCGUCGUGCUCCUUUUUAUCGUCAUCUUCGCGGUGGAUAGUGCGGUUGUUUUCUUCAUCUUCAUCUUCAUCCCAUCCGUCGAUUCCUACUUGGAGAAAGUCGAAUUCAUCCUCCGAUGAAGAAUCAACUGAGUUAAGAUGUCUAGGGGGGUGGCUUUGUGUAAAUGGAGACGUUGUGUAUAGGUGGAGGCGCGUCGUCUUCACGCGCUCCUAUUCGUGUGGUACUGUUUCUUCUGCUUGUUAUCUUUUUCGUUCCUGAAUUUAUAAAUUAUUCAUAGUAUUUAAGAACUUGGGUGUAUCUUGGUGGAAUUUUGAGAAUUUUUGAGUUAAUUAAUAGAUCUGGUUCA
This is a messenger RNA of Spinacia oleracea (spinach), 7132 nucleotides long. Its product is annotated as pentatricopeptide repeat-containing protein At3g49240, mitochondrial. The coding region runs from base 120 to 1997 and encodes 625 amino acids. Lineage: Eukaryota; Viridiplantae; Streptophyta; Magnoliopsida; Caryophyllales; Amaranthaceae. The transcript is spliced from 2 exons. Gene Ontology annotation, molecular function: protein binding. The record is from RefSeq and is a predicted model, not a curated record.